AUCGCCCAAGUCUCAAAGCAGACAAGAUACGUUUGGCGAGGGAAAUAUGAACCAUGUGUACAGUAUUUAACUUUCUGUGUAAGUGAUUCAUUUUUACUGGCUGUAGUUAUAUGUUGUGUCAAAUAUUUAAAGACAGCACACGUGCGAGUUCUUUGGAGGUCUCUUGGCUUGAAAUUGUUUAUUAGGUAAUAAACAUACUCAACGCCAUGUUUUUAUUAAAUCCAUUGCAACUUCAGGAAACUUACGCAAUGCCGAGAGACUGGGAGAGAUAGCCCAUCCAUGCAAAAUCCCUUAUGUGGAAAAGGUGAAUUGCAUUUGUAUUCUGGGCUGGAGGAUUCCUUUCGAGGUCUGCUUUCCGUGCAGUUGCAAUGAUAGUCUGCUAACGCUACGUGUCACCCAUUGCAACACACGGCUUCAUGGGAAACAUAGUCCAUAUCCUGAAUAAUUCAACAUUGUUCCCUGCCCCGUGAACAAGAUGCCGGCCGUCCACAAAUUGCUUCUGGAGGAGGCUCUGCAGGACAGUCCGCAGACUCGUUCUUUGCUCAGUGUGUUUGAAGAGGAUGCUGGGACGCUCACAGAUUACACCAAUCAGCUGCUGCAGUCCAUGCAGAGGGUGUAUGGAGCCCAGAACGAGAUGGGCCUGGCCACAGAGCAGCUCUCCAAGCAGCUACUGGAGUAUGAGAAGCAGAAUUUUGCCCUGGGGAAGGGCGACGAGGAGGUCAUCAGCGUGCUUCAGCAUUUCGCUAAAGUCGUAGAAGAGCUGAACUCCCUCCACGCUGAGCUGGCCACUCAGAUGGCAGAGAAGAUGGUCUUUCCCUUGAUCCAGUUCAGAGAGAAGGAUCUCACAGAAAUAAGCACUUUGAAAGAGAUUUUCGGCAUUGCCACUGAUGAGCAUGAGGUGUCCAUGGUGAAGUACAGCAGGCUUCCGAAGAAGAGGGAAAAUGAAAAGGUGAAGGCAGAGGUUGUUGCAGAGGUGGCGUAUUCACGGAGGAAGCAGCACCAGGCCUCCCUGCAGUACUACUGUGCCCUGAACGCGCUACAGUUCCGCAAGCGGGUGGCCAUGCUGGACCCUCUGCUGGGCUACACGCAGGCCCAGAUGAACUUCUUCAGAAAAGGCAUGGACGUCGUCUCCAAGAAGAUGGACAGUUUCCUCAUGUCAGUCUCUAACAUGACACAGAGCAUUCAGGCCCAGCUGGACUCGGAGGCGGAAUCUAUGCGUAUGUCUCAGAGGGACCUGCUCUCCGUAGACGACACGGUCUACAUGCCCGACCGCGACCGUGAACCCGUAAACCGCACCCUCAUCCAGAAAGCCGGCUACCUCAACAUCAGGAACAAAACAGGCCUAGUGACCACAGCCUGGGACCGGCUCUAUUUCUUCACCCAGGGAGGUAACCUUAUGUGCCAGCCGCGAGGCGCUGUGGCGGGGGGUAUGGUUCUGGACCUGGAUAACAGCUCCGUGAUGGCGGUGGAAUGCGAGGACAGGCGUUACUGUUUCCAGAUCACCUCCCCGACUGGAAAAACGUCUCUAACCUUGCAAGCAGAAAGCAAAAAAGAAUAUGAAGAGUGGAUCUGCAGCCUGAACAACAUCUCCCGGCAGAUCUACCUGACAGACAACCCCGAGGCAGUGGCCAUCAGGCUGAACCAGACGGCUAUCCAGGCGGUCACUCCCAUCACCAGUUUCGAGAAGAAGCAUGAGGGGUCACCCAACCGUGAAAGAGCCAAGGCUGGCUCCACGCAGCCGUCCAGCGAGGCCCAGCAGAGGGAGCCCAAAGCCCCAGAGCCAGAAGAGUUGAUCGCUCCUGGGACACCCAUACAGUUUGACAUCAUGCUGCCCGCUUCAGAGUUCCUGGACCAGAACCGGGCUGGUGGGAGACGUACAAACCCAUUUGGGGAGACUGAGGAGGAUAGUGUCACAGAUGGAGAGUCGGCUGACUCACUGCUGCAGCAGGUGUUCGCUGUGCGAUUCCUGGGCUCCAUGGCUGUACGUUCUGGACACAGCCCCGAGGUCAUCUACGAGGCCAUGAGGCAGGUCUUGGCUGCUCGCGCCAUCCAUAACAUCUUCCGGACUGCCGAGUCGCACCUCAUGGUCACCAGCGGUUCCCUCAGGCUGAUUGACCCUCAAACACAAGUUACUAAGAUAAGUUUCCAGCUGCAGGACGUGACCCAGUUUGCAGCCCACCAGGAGAACAGCCGGCUGGUGGGAUUCGUGGUGGAGAGCCAGGACUGGGCUGAGGGAGGCGAGGAGGGUGAAGCCUCCUACAGUGCCUUUGUGUUCGAGAGCAACACGGAAGGAGAGAAGAUAUGUUAUACUAUCAGUCUAGGCAAGGAGAUCAUCGAGGCCAAAAAGGACCCCGAGGCCCUGGCUCGACUGCUAAAGUCCAUGCCCCUGACAAGCGACGGGAAGUUCCUGCUGCUGGAGGGCGAGGUGGGCGGCGCGGAGAACGGUGCGGGCCCAGACGGGCUGGAGUCCGAGGCCUAGCCAGAAAGCGGCGACGGCGGGUGCCUGGAUCUCUACCCCAGAACUUUUGUACAGCCCAUCAUUCUCUACACGUCCCUCACGUGGGUCUUUAGGGAGAAGCUUUCUCACACAGGGACGGCGUGUCGGGACCGUUAACAUAGCAGUUCUCCUGGUGGAAGUUACGGAAGGCUUUUAGCGCAGAGUUUGUGUUGCGGCUGAUCUGUGACGCCCCUGUAAUCAGUAGGUGGACUUUUCCAUGUGACUUUAAGGUAAAGGGCUCAUCUUGAGCCAAAAUCCUGACCCCGCCCACAGGUAGAGGAAAACCCGCUCUCACUUCUGCACUCAGCACCCCACUGCAUUUUUCUUUCCUUCUGCAUCUCUACAAAAAGUUGCACUUUAAAGGGGGGGGGGAGGGGGUUCAAACAGACGGCAGGUUUUCUUUUCGUUAAUCCAUGCAGAUUUGCGGUAAUCCUCUGUCGAAGACAGACUGACCUUAACCCCGUAUUUAAAUUAGUGGUCUUUUAAUCAGGAGCCAGAUGGGGAAAUCCUCUGAAAGUUGGCUUUGGCUGAAUGAACCCACAGGGGUGAAUUCCACCGGGCCAAGAUUGUAUUAUAUUUUGGGGGAAAAAAUAACCUGAUUUCACGUGGGAGACGUUUUGAGUUUUUUUUUUUUUUUUUUUUGACAAGCCUUGAAAAGAGAUCCCACAGAGAAGUUUGAAGGUAAAACCUAACCCAAGGCAUUUCUGUCAGCUGUACUGUCAGUGCUGAGGUUUUAAUAUCUGCUUCGAAUUGCAACGAUCUGACGGAAGAGCAACGUUAACGAUGUCGAGCACGUCCCUGAGGUUUGAUGCUGGAAUGUCGCUAUAUCAAAGGUAAAAUGGGGCUUCAGUAACUAUGGCUCAGACGAAUGCUUACAGCAAUGCAGAUAAAAUAAUGACAUCGUGUCUGGGAAGGAUAGAGUGCCCAAGCCAUCUAACAUCUUUGAGGGGCUGUAUCAGCUGUGAUAACACCUGCGGCCACUUGAUGGCACUGUUGUGCAAACGGUGCACUUGACUCACAAUCGGGCCUCUGUCUUUUGAGCCAUGACAUGAUAACGAGUGUAUUUUGCUUGCAUUAAGGUGCACCUGAUUGUGACCGGUGAAGUAUCAUGUUUACAGUGCAUGCAUGCGGUUGUGAGAUUUGUCUGUUUGCAUUUAAUUCAAUACCAGCCAUUAAGAAAACCGAUAUCUAUUUACAUUAUGUAAUAUACGCCUAGUCUAACAAUCAGAAUCUGUUGCUCAUUGCAUUCUUUGAGUUGCAUAAGAAUGAGGUCAGAAAAACAGCAAAGUUGCACACUAAUUGAAAGACACAUUUGCCUUUAAUUGUUGUAGACUCUCCUAAAGGUCCUUGCAUAAUGCUCCUUGCCGAUCUUGUUUUUUUUUUGGCUACCUAACGGUUAUUUUGGCUUCUGAAAGGCUGUUGUCACAGAUUAUUCAUUUCGUCUAAUGCUGUUAGUAUUCAUAGAAUGAAGGAAUGGGAGGUGUGGAGCUUUAUCAUUGUUUACAUGUCAAACUGUGGAAGGAGUCCUUUCAUCAGUGGGAUGCAGUCUCCAUUAAUGUCAAUUGUCCUUUUCCCCAUAACGCCUCCUGAUUCAACUGCCGUGCUCUUCACUGAUUGGCAAAUGCUUUUUAUAAUUUUUUCGUGCAUCUAAAUUUUUUUCAGGACUACAGCCAAUUAAGAUGCCCAUGUAUCCACUUCUUGUAAGGCAUUUAACAUACUUUGGCCUAAUAUUUCAUAAAUCCUUCUUAUUCCUGACCUUUAAUAAAAUUAAACGCCUUUUCUUUUGUA
Paramormyrops kingsleyae is the source of this 4285-nucleotide messenger RNA. RefSeq names its product adaptor protein, phosphotyrosine interaction, PH domain and leucine zipper containing 2 (gene appl2). Gene Ontology annotation, molecular function: protein binding. Lineage: Eukaryota; Metazoa; Chordata; Actinopteri; Osteoglossiformes; Mormyridae. Gene Ontology annotation, biological process: signaling. Gene Ontology annotation, cellular component: endosome membrane; cytoplasm. The record is from RefSeq and is a predicted model, not a curated record.